Molecule: messenger RNA, 1268 nt
Organism: Lampris incognitus (smalleye Pacific opah)
Lineage: Eukaryota; Metazoa; Chordata; Actinopteri; Lampriformes; Lampridae
Gene: gpr85
Product: G protein-coupled receptor 85
Exons: 1
Coding region: 1-1134 (377 amino acids)
Biological process (GO): G protein-coupled receptor signaling pathway
Cellular component (GO): plasma membrane
Molecular function (GO): G protein-coupled receptor activity
Source: RefSeq, a predicted model, not a curated record
AUGAUCCCUCCUCCAUCUAUGGCGAACUAUAGCCAUGCAGGGGACCACACCAUCUUGCAGAAUGUCUCUCCUCUUGCCACGUUCCUCAAACUGACCUCUCUGGGAUUCAUCAUUGGAGUCGGCGUGGUCGGGAACCUCCUGAUCUCCAUCCUGCUGGUCAAAGACAAGAGCCUGCACCGCGCACCCUACUACUUCCUGCUGGACCUGUGUGCCUCCGACAUCCUGCGCUCUGCCAUCUGUUUCCCCUUUGUCUUCACCUCUGUCAAGAAUGGAUCCACCUGGACCUAUGGCACCCUUACCUGCAAAGUGAUUGCCUUCCUGGGUGUGCUCUCCUGUUUCCAUACAGCAUUCAUGCUGUUCUGCGUCAGCGUCACUCGCUACCUGGCCAUUGCACAUCACCGCUUCUAUACGAAGAGGCUGACCUUCUGGACCUGUCUGGCCGUCAUCUGCAUGGUGUGGACGUUGUCAGUAGCCAUGGCCUUCCCCCCAGUGCUGGACGUAGGGACAUACUACUUUAUCCGGGAGGAGGACCAGUGCACGUUCCAGCACCGCUCCUUCAGGGCCAACGACUCGCUGGGUUUCAUGCUCCUGCUGGCGCUCAUCCUCCUAGCCACACAGCUGGUUUACCUCAAGCUCAUCUUCUUUGUUCAUGACCGUCGGAAGAUGAAGCCCGUCCAGUUUGUGCCGGCUGUCAGCCAGAACUGGACCUUCCACGGACCAGGCGCCAGCGGGCAGGCGGCAGCAAACUGGUUGGCUGGAUUUGGGAGAGGCCCCACCCCACCGACCUUGCUGGGCAUCCGGCAGAAUAGCAACGCGGCGGGCCGCAGACGUCUGCUAGUGCUGGACGAGUUCAAAACAGAGAAGAGGAUUAGUAGAAUGUUCUACAUCAUGACGUUUUUCUUUCUGGCUCUAUGGGGGCCCUAUCUGGUUGCUUGCUACUGGCGGGUGUUUGCCAGGGGCCCCGUGGUCCCUGCGGGCUACCUGACAGCAGCCGUGUGGAUGAGCUUCGCCCAGGCUGGGGUGAAUCCCUUCAUCUGCAUCUUCUCCAACCGGGAGCUCCGGCGCUGCUUCAGCACCACGCUCCUCUACUGCAGAAAAUCCAGGUUACCAAGGGAACCCUACUGCGUUAUAUGAAGGCUUUGCCCUGGGUUCCCCCCUCCCCACUUCUAUCUCUCUAUUUCCCUGAUUGAUCUUGAUCUGGGCUUGAUCCCAUUGUACAGCGCACUCUCUCGUUCUCUCUCUCUCUCGUUCUCUUCAUCCUCCGCUCC